CUGACAGAGAAUCUGAAAAGGACAUCUAAAGAUAUGUCAGGAGAAGCUGGUAAACAAAAACAAUUGGAAGCGGAAGCACAAGAUGGCGACGAGACCAAGCAAUUAGAAUACGCCAAGUCUUUACUGGAGCUUGUCAAAUCGGAUACCGAUUCCGAGGAGACUGCUAGAAAGGCAGUUGAUCUUCUUGUUAAAGUUUCCCAAAAAGCUAACAAGGAAGCUACGGACAUUCUGCGAGUGUGUUUAAAGGAACAAACAGGAAUUACUGAAGAGAACAGGUCUGCUGUAAAAUGGUGUUUAGAAACCAGCGACCAGGAAAAGAGAGUUCGGGAAUCUGCAAGGCAGCUCUUCCGAACAAUCCAGAGAAAAGAGGGAGAUCCUUUGUCAUUGAAGGAGUUCGUCACCGCAGUGAAGACCGCGAAGGUUGAUACAAGUGUGAAGGGAAUUCUCGUGUUGGCAGCUAAAGAAGCCGGAAAUAACAUCACGGAGGAAAAACUAUCAAUGAUAUUAUCUGAGCAAAUUCAGGGGACACUAAAUAUGACGUCAUCAGAACGGGAAAAUCAGUCCAAUGAAUUCAAAUCAGCCGAUGUGUUCACCAAGGUCACAAAAUACCCAAUGGAGACGCUGAAGGUUGGCCUACAAGAAGCACAGGAUAUGAUUGCGACAGAUGGCAUGUCAUGGGUUGGUAAUUUGCUGCCUAGCAACCAACUCUACAUGAUCUCAGCAUUCUUUCUCUACAGUUUUCUGUCGGCAAGUCUUCUUCUCUUCGUUAUCCCACUUCUAGUGUUCUACGUCACACUUGCUCUGCUACUUGUGGCAACCUUGCAGAUCAUCGUCAACAGACAGAAUCUAAGAAAAAGCAUAGAACUUGCGAGUACUUUGAAGAAAUUUGACAAGAAUUUAAACGUAGAAGCGGCCAGAUCCAAAUUUAUAAAAAACAAACUGACGCCAUAUUGGAUAUUUUUUGCAGUUUUGCCACUUUUCGUUGCGGGAUUGUCGCUAGCAAACAAGAAGUACAUCCCUUGUUCCGACCUGGCUGUCAUAUCUUGCAUCAUAACAGCAAUACUUUUCUUCUUCUUUAUCGAAACUCCACUGGAAGUGACACGUUGGUUAGCAAUGAUUUUUAAUCUAUUUUCCUCCUUGCCAAUACUUUCAAGGAAUUUUCCAGAUAUUCCCGUUAUUUCAAAAAUAGUAGGUUUGAUCACAAAGUCGUUUUAUUCGCUUGAUGUCGCUUUUGGUCUCAAGAUCAAUAUCAGUCUUCCGUCCAUUUCCUACUCUUUUCUCCCUAUACUUUUCGUUGUCAUGGCCUUGCGACAUUCUGGGGCUGGAAGUUACCGAAUUUUACUUCCGUUUUUUGUCACACAAACAUGGCUCAGCAUUGCCACUUCACUAUAUCCGUAUACAACAUGGUUCGGGUUGAUCAGGGCUUCUGUAGGAAAUGCUUUCUUGCCAGUUCUUCUUCCCAUGUCAAUCGUUGUUGGUAUAUUUUACGGUAUUUAUCAGGCUUUUCAAACAAAUACUUUCCUUCAAAUUGCAAUAGCUGCAGUUCUAGGACUUGUUCCUUUAAUUCUCUCGCAAACAACAGCAAUUUUCGGGUCAAACGAUGGCAAAUCAGGUUCUACCAAGAAGUAUGUAAUGCUUCUCUUUGGUGUUUUGGGAUUUCUUCCUGUGACUUCCAUCUUUUCAAUCAUUCCAACUUCAAACAGUUCUGUGCCGUUUAAAUUUGAAUUAGGAUGGCCUGAAUAUAAAGCUCUAUGUUUAUCCGGAGAUGGAAAUAGGAUUUCGCGGCAAAAUCUUUGCAUGAAUUUCAUUGGACAAAAAGUUACGUGGAACGGGACAUUCGACGGAGUUCAAAUUUCAAAAGUUGAGAAUAGCAUAGAGCCUAUGCUGGCAGGGUUGCCUUCACUAGUUGUCAAUAAAAUUCGAUGUACUUUUGGGACCUCUUUUGGCGAUUGUAAUUCGGCGGAAUUGUCAGUAGACGAGCAAACAGUGUGUAAACUCAAGGCGUCUUCAGGACAAACGUGCCAUUUUAAUGAAUAUGACACGUUUUCGUUCAAAAUGACAGUAUCGAUGCCAAACUUCAAUGGAAAAUUAGCAUUAGAUACUGGGGAUACAUUUAAGGAUAUUCUUGGAAGUCUGGAAACGGGGGAUUUGCUGGAAUUUGUAGCCAUUCUUGGUGAAAACCAAGGUACAACAAUGCCAAAAUUUCAACUUAAAGACUUGCGAUGUACAAGCCGUGUACUGCCUGUUGUUUUAGAACAACCGGAAGAAGACGAAGGUGUUCUGCUAGCACGUGCUACAAAUGAUGCCAUAUCGACUACAGUCAAUUUCUUCUUAUAUCCAGUUUUAGAAUAUUCACCAAAACUGACAUAAAAGCAACAAAACAUGAUUUAGUAACUUUUAAUGAUUCAUUAAAUUUCUAAAGAUGACCUACAUAAAAAUUAGAAAUAUGUAUGUUUAA
Messenger RNA from Ylistrum balloti, 2458 nucleotides. Its product is annotated as wolframin-like. The record is from RefSeq and is a predicted model, not a curated record. Gene Ontology annotation, cellular component: endoplasmic reticulum membrane. Gene Ontology annotation, biological process: endoplasmic reticulum unfolded protein response; calcium ion homeostasis. Bases 34 to 2370 code for a protein of 778 amino acids. The transcript is spliced from 5 exons. NCBI's taxonomy places the organism in Eukaryota, Metazoa, Mollusca, Bivalvia, Pectinida, Pectinidae.